Trichoderma reesei QM6a is the source of this 1296-nucleotide messenger RNA. RefSeq names its product Non-Catalytic module family expansin. Lineage: Eukaryota; Fungi; Ascomycota; Sordariomycetes; Hypocreales; Hypocreaceae. Bases 1 to 906 code for a protein of 301 amino acids. The transcript has a single exon. The record is from RefSeq and is a predicted model, not a curated record.
AUGAAGUCCGUCGCCGUCGCCUCUGCUCUGCUCGUCGCAGCUGCUGCCGCCCAGCCUCACCACGGCCACCACGCCCGCUUCCACGCCCACAAGCACGCGGGCCGCGAUGUCGUCGUCACCGAGACCGAGUGGCACACCGACACCGUCUACGUGACCGAGGUGGUCGAUUCCACCUACACCUACUGGGUCCAGGACGGCAAGACGUCCUCUGCCGCUCCCGCCGAGGCCACGGCCUCUGCCACUCUCUCCGCCUCUGCCGGCGAGUUCUUCGAGCCCACCUCCACCGCUGAGCAGGCCACUUCCACCAGCCAGGCUCCUCCUCCUCCCCCGGAGACCACCACUGCGGCCGCCAGCUCCGUCUUCACGCCCCCGCCGCCGCCUCCUCAGACCACCUCCUCUGAGGCUCCCGUCGUCGUCAGCGUGCCUGCUCCUGUCGUGCACACUACGUCCGUCGCUCCUCCUCCCCCUCCUCCCGUUGAGACGCCCUCUUCCGCUCCCUCCCCCUCUCCCUCUCCUUCUCCCUCGCCUUCGCCCUCUGUUGAGGUUCCCUCUCCUCCGGCCAACGUCGACACCGGCAGCGACAGCGGCUCCAGCGGCACCUACUCUGGUGACAUCACCUACUACACCAUCGGCCUGGGCUCUUGCGGCGAGGACGACACCGGCAAGGACCAGAGCGAGAACGUUGUUGCCAUUGCCGUCGGCCUCAUGGGCGCCGUCUCCAACGGCAACCCCAUGUGCGGCAAGACCAUCACCAUCCACGGCGGCGGCAAGACCACCACCGCCGUCGUCAAGGACAAGUGCAUGGGCUGCGCUGAGCACGACAUUGACGUCAGCGAGAAGGUCUUCCUCGAGCUCUUUGGCAGCCUUGACGGCGGCCGUGAGCCCGUCAGCUGGUCUUUCAACUAAGCUGCUGCUCACCAAACUGUCGCAGCUGCGCCUCUGAUGCACACCCCACAACAGCUUGCCUGUCUCAUGUGCAGCGCGCAUACAAGGCCAAGUCUUUUUGAGAUGAAAAGACUGGAAAAUAAAAACAAAUGUCGACAAAAUAUUUCACGUUAUACCCUUCAUCUGUUGAAUUUGUUUGGAUUCUACCAUCCCUGGCGUGGAUGCGGAAUGCGAUAUGGAACAGGAAAAUGAUUUUCAAUUUCUUCUUCUUCUACUUCUUCUCUUACGAAACGCCUUUGUCUCCCCAAAGGGAGACGGCAUCUUUUUCUGUGUACAUAUAGAACAAAUUUCAUAGAAUAUGUCCUCUUUUGUCUUGGAGACUACGUGGAAUGACAUACCUUUUAGAUGCUA